Messenger RNA from Aspergillus candidus, 2381 nucleotides. RefSeq names its product molecular chaperone Hsp70 (gene hsp70). Bases 188 to 2110 code for a protein of 640 amino acids. Gene Ontology annotation, molecular function: heat shock protein binding; ATP hydrolysis activity; misfolded protein binding. The record is from RefSeq and is a predicted model, not a curated record. Gene Ontology annotation, cellular component: cytosol; nucleus; cytoplasm. The transcript has a single exon. NCBI's taxonomy places the organism in Eukaryota, Fungi, Ascomycota, Eurotiomycetes, Eurotiales, Aspergillaceae. Gene Ontology annotation, biological process: protein refolding; cellular response to unfolded protein; vesicle-mediated transport.
CCAAACCUCUCGCACAAAUUCUCUACCUACUUUUUUUUCUCUUUCCUCACUCUCCUCACUCCUCUCUUGUGUACUUCUCCUCUUUCCAUCAUCUGAAGGGAGAUUUUUCUUGUCUUAUUGUACACUACUUCCUCACGAAUUUCCUUCAAUCCCUCUCCUCCUAAUACCCCCCCACCUCACAUUCACAAUGGCCCCCGCUGUCGGUAUUGAUCUGGGUACCACCUACUCCUGUGUGGGUGUGUUCCGUGAUGACCGCAUUGAAAUCAUUGCCAACGACCAGGGUAACCGCACUACCCCCUCGUUCGUGGCCUUCACCGACACCGAGCGUUUGAUCGGUGAUGCCGCCAAGAACCAGGUCGCCAUGAACCCCCACCACACUGUCUUCGAUGCCAAGCGUCUCAUCGGCCGUCGGUAUGGCGACGCUGAGGUCCAGGCUGAUAUGAAGCACUGGCCCUUCAAGAUCAUCGAGAAGGCCGGCAAGCCCGUCAUCGAGGUUGAGUUCAAGGGCGAGCAGAAGCAGUUCACCCCCGAAGAGAUCUCCUCCAUGAUCCUGGUGAAGAUGCGUGAGGUUGCCGAGGCCUACCUCGGUGGCACCGUCAACAACGCUGUCAUCACCGUCCCCGCCUACUUCAACGACUCCCAGCGUCAGGCUACCAAGGACGCCGGUCUCAUCGCCGGUCUGAACGUCCUCCGUAUCAUCAACGAGCCCACCGCUGCCGCCAUCGCCUACGGUCUGGACAAGAAGACCGAGGGUGAGCGCAACGUCCUGAUCUUCGAUCUGGGUGGUGGUACCUUCGAUGUGUCCCUCCUGACCAUCGAGGAGGGUAUCUUCGAGGUCAAGUCCACCGCCGGUGACACUCACUUGGGUGGUGAGGACUUCGACAACCGUCUGGUCAACCACUUCGUCAACGAGUUCAAGCGCAAGCACAAGAAGGACCUGACCACCAACGCCCGUGCUCUGCGUCGUCUGCGCACUGCUUGCGAGCGUGCUAAGCGUACUCUGUCCUCGGCCGCUCAGACCUCCAUCGAGAUCGACUCCCUCUUCGAGGGUAUCGACUUCUACACCUCCAUCACCCGUGCCCGUUUCGAGGAGCUGUGCCAGGACCUCUUCCGUGGCACCAUGGAGCCCGUCGAGCGUGUCCUCCGUGACGCCAAGGUCGACAAGUCCUCCGUCCACGAGAUCGUCCUGGUCGGUGGUUCCACCCGUAUCCCCCGCAUCCAGCGUCUCGUCUCCGACUUCUUCAACAAGGACCCCAACAAGUCCAUCAACCCCGAUGAGGCCGUCGCCUACGGUGCUGCCGUCCAGGCUGCCAUCCUGUCCGGUGACACCUCGUCCAAGUCGACCAACGAGAUCCUGCUGCUCGAUGUCGCCCCGCUGUCCCUCGGUAUCGAGACCGCUGGUGGUGUCAUGACCGCGCUGAUCAAGCGUAACACCACCAUCCCCACCAAGAAGUCCGAGACCUUCUCCACCUACUCCGACAACCAGCCCGGUGUGUUGAUCCAGGUGUACGAGGGUGAGCGUGCCCGCACCAAGGACAACAACCUGCUCGGCAAGUUCGAGCUGACCGGCAUCCCCCCGGCCCCCCGUGGUGUCCCCCAGAUCGAGGUCACCUUCGACGUCGAUGCCAACGGUAUCAUGAACGUCUCCGCUGUCGAGAAGGGCACCGGUAAGACCAACAAGAUCACCAUCACCAACGACAAGGGCCGUCUGUCCAAGGAGGACAUCGAGCGCAUGCUUGCCGAGGCCGAGAAGUACAAGGCCGAGGAUGAGGCCGAGGCUUCCCGUAUCCAGGCCAAGAACGGCCUCGAGUCGUACGCCUACUCCCUCAAGAACACCAUCAACGAGGGCAAGCUGCAGAUCAACGACGACGACAAGAAGAAGGUCGAGGAGAAGGUCUCCGAGGUCAUCGGCUGGCUCGACGCCAACCAGACCGCCACCAAGGAGGAGUACGAGGACCAGCAGAAGGAGCUCGAGGGUGUUGCCAACCCCAUCAUCUCCGCUGCCUACGGUGGUGCCGCUCCCGAGGGUGCCGCCCCCGGCGGUGCUGCCCCCGGUGGCUCCACCCGUACUGCUGACGAGGUCGAGGAGCGCCCUGAGGAGCUUGACUAAAUGUCUUGACCCUUCUCUUCUUUUCUUCAACCUUCUUAGUUAGUCUUGGCUGAUCGGUCGGCCCUAAUGGUGUUUCUUUUUUAUUCUUUUUUUUCAUGGUUUCUGCUGUACUUUCUUGAUGGUUUCACGAUAUUAUGGGAUUGCUAUUCUUUUUUCUAUUUUUGCGUGACUGCAUAGUUUCACGUUGUUAUGCAUGAUACUCUGCAAUACUGAGCAGAAGGUUGGGAGGGAAAAGUUCCGUAUAACAAUACAGGAAUAUUCACGUUACUUA